Molecule: messenger RNA, 372 nt
Organism: Prunus armeniaca (apricot)
Lineage: Eukaryota; Viridiplantae; Streptophyta; Magnoliopsida; Rosales; Rosaceae
Source: the annotation of a GenBank genome assembly
AUGGAGGUAAGGGAGGCUUGUCGCCUACUUGGAGUCGAGCUGGUAAGCUGCAACUCGAACAAUGGUCUUGUUGUCGUAAGAUGCCAGCUGCUGAUGGUAUGCUGCUGCUCGAACAAUGGUCUUCUUGCUAUGGUAAGACGUGAGCUGCUGCUGGUAAGCUGCAACUCGAACAAUGACCUUCUUAUUGUAGCAAGAUGUGAGCUAUUGCUGGUAAGCUGCAACUCGAACAAUGACCUUUUCUCGUUCCUCUUUGAGCAUAUCAAGGUUGACUUUCAUCUGCUUGCAGUUUUGGUCAAGACUGCCCACCUCGAUGCUCAUGGAAGGGACUGUGAUGUGUGGGGGAAUGAUUGCUUCUGUCCCAUAGGCCAGUGA